UUUUAUUUUGGUCUGCCGCUGUGACGUCAUCAGGCUGCGCCGCGCUCCUGCAUCUGUUAUGAUUCGGCUGAGGAAAGACCUGAUGCCACUGAAAGAGGAGAAUCAAGAACUGAAUGACAUAAAAGAGCAACAUCAUGAUUUCAUAACUGGAAAAAAAUCCAAAAAGACUUCCUCAAUAAGGAGAGCCCAGAAAAAAUCUUACAGGUUUUGCACCUGCCAUCAGUGUGGAAAGAGUUUCAGUCGAAAACAAAACCUUGAAGACCACCUGAGAAUUCACACGGGAGAGAAACCUUACACCUGUCAACAAUGUGGAAAGAGUUUCAGUCAAAAAGGGAACCUUAAAAGCCACAUAAUAAUUCACACUGGAGAGAAGCGUUUCACCUGCCAACAGUGUGGAAACAGUUUCACUCAAAAGGUACACCUUAAAAAACACAUGAUAAUUCACACGGGAGAGAAGCCAUUCACAUGUGAUCAGUGUGGAAAGAGUUUCACGCAUAAAGACACCCUUGAUUCCCACAUGAGGAUUCACUCAAGAGAGGAUUGUUUAAUAUGUCAACAGUGUGGAAGACGUUUCGCUCAUAAAGUAAGCUUCAAGACUCACAUGAGAGUUCACACGGGAGAGGAGCCUUACGCAUGCUCUCAGUGUGGAAAGUGUUUCAGAUAUAAACCAUCCCUUGAUUCCCACAUGAGAGUUCACACUGGAGAAAACCCUCACACCUGCAAACUGUGUGGGAAGAGCUUUACACAGAAAGGAAAUCUUAAGACUCACAUGGACAUUCAUACUGGACAGAAGCCGUUCACCUGUGAUCAGUGUGGAAAAUGUUUCAGACGUAAAGUAACCCUUAAUGAACACAUGAAGAUUCACUUUAGGAGGUAACUGUUUUAGAUGUCACCAAAAAAUGUUAAUUUUCUGUAAAUUUACCUACCUUCAGGCCUUUUCAAAAUAUGUGAACUAGAUUGCCAUGUAGUUUUUAAAUGUUGCCUGUGAGCUAAACAAAGAAUGUACAAACAAACUCACCUGAUCCAAGUAUUGACAAUAAACACCCUUUCAAAAUAAAAACCAUUUUAGGAUUAAGAA
This is a messenger RNA of Sinocyclocheilus anshuiensis, 1078 nucleotides long. RefSeq names its product gastrula zinc finger protein XlCGF8.2DB-like. Gene Ontology annotation, biological process: regulation of transcription by RNA polymerase II; embryo development. The record is from RefSeq and is a predicted model, not a curated record. The coding region runs from base 59 to 877 and encodes 272 amino acids. The transcript has 2 exons. Gene Ontology annotation, cellular component: nucleus. NCBI's taxonomy places the organism in Eukaryota, Metazoa, Chordata, Actinopteri, Cypriniformes, Cyprinidae. Gene Ontology annotation, molecular function: RNA polymerase II transcription regulatory region sequence-specific DNA binding; DNA-binding transcription factor activity, RNA polymerase II-specific.